UCUGUGUACAUAAUAAUGGCUGUUUGCGUUGCUGUAAUUGGAAAAGAUAAUUCUCCUUUAUAUAUCGGUGGGAUAGGUAACGAUACGAGUACAGACAACGAACUGUCCCGACAAUGGCUUGUACACACGGCAUUAGACGCGUUAGAAGAAAGGCUGGCCACUACCAAUAACAAUACAUCGGGCUCAAAUUCAAAUGCUACACGCACUGAUAUGCGUGAUUUAUAUUUGGGAUUGCUCUAUUCUACAGAUACACAUAAAAUUUAUGGAUAUGUAACGAAUACUCGUAUUAAACUCGUACUGGUCACGAGUUCAAGUUCGCCGAGCGGCAGCAAUAUUAGAGAUGCCGAAGUACGGACCGCCUUGCGCAGGCUGCAUGCUCUGUACGCUGACGCUAUUUGCAAUCCAUUCCACUUACCCGGAGAUCAAAUUACAUCGCAAAAAUUCGACAAGCAAGUAAAAAAUUUAAUGUUGAAUAAUGUAUAAACUGCUAGUUACAAGUAAUGUAACCUAACAUGUGUAAAAAUAUAUAAUUUAAUUUAAUUUGUAUUGAAUGUCUAUUAUUUUUAUUUUGUAUUGUAAUAUUCAAA
Messenger RNA from Achroia grisella, 587 nucleotides. RefSeq names its product trafficking protein particle complex subunit 2-like protein. The coding region runs from base 16 to 483 and encodes 155 amino acids. Gene Ontology annotation, biological process: endoplasmic reticulum to Golgi vesicle-mediated transport. Lineage: Eukaryota; Metazoa; Arthropoda; Insecta; Lepidoptera; Pyralidae. Gene Ontology annotation, cellular component: cytoplasm; nucleus; TRAPP complex. The transcript has 4 exons. The record is from RefSeq and is a predicted model, not a curated record.